Molecule: messenger RNA, 2734 nt
Organism: Xyrauchen texanus (razorback sucker)
Lineage: Eukaryota; Metazoa; Chordata; Actinopteri; Cypriniformes; Catostomidae
Product: potassium voltage-gated channel subfamily S member 2
Biological process (GO): potassium ion transmembrane transport; regulation of delayed rectifier potassium channel activity; protein homooligomerization
Cellular component (GO): voltage-gated potassium channel complex; membrane
Molecular function (GO): protein binding; delayed rectifier potassium channel activity
Source: RefSeq, a predicted model, not a curated record
GUGUGUGUGUGCGUGAGAGAGAGAGAGAGUGUGUGCGUGAGAGAGAGAGAGAGUGUGUGUGAGAGAGAGAGAGAGAGAGAGAGAGAGUGUGUGUGUGUGAGAGAGAGAGAGAGCGAGUGUGUGUGUGUGAGAGAGAGAGAGUGUGUGUGUGUGAGAGAGAGAGAGUGUGUAAGAAGUGGAGGGUGAGCAAAUCACGGCUAUCGGUUUGUCUUGAAGAGAAAACACAGAUUCAUAUAAGAAGAAUAUAUAUUUCCUUUUUGACUCGACUUGCAUCAUAUGAGCGUCUUAUCUAAAGAUUAAUCAUAUGAAAGGAAAACGAGCUGAGAACAACAGCGGCAUCUCUGUUGGAAUCAUGGUGAAGGAAAAACACCCUUGGUGGAUUUUGGAUCCUGAGGACUACCUUGUGCACAUCAAUGUGGGUGGCAUGAGGCACCAACUGUGCUCAAGCAUGCUGAAGAAAUAUCCAGAGACCCGCCUUGGCCGACUCUUGUCCUGUUGCUCAGAGAAUGAUAUUCUACAGGUCUGUGAUGACUUCGAUGGCCAGCUGAAAGAGUAUUACUUCGACCGGAACCCUGGUCUUUUCCAUUAUGUCCUGCACUUUUACCAGACUGGCAAGCUGCAUAUUAUGGAGGAGCUGUGCAUUUUCUCGUUCACUCAGGAAAUAGAGUACUGGGGCAUCAGUGAAUUCUUUCUGGACUGUUGUUGUAGUUAUCGGUACCUUGAUCGUAAACUGGAGAACCGGCAUAAAAGCUGGGAUGAGGAGAGUGAUGUGAGCAGUGUGGAUACGUCUGUUGAUGAGAUAUCUGACCUUAACAAGGAUAUGCAGCACUUUCAUGAAAGGCGUUUUGGGAACAUUCUUAAGUGUCUUUGGCUAACAUUAGAAAAUCCAGGUUACUCAAUCCCUAGCAAGCUCUUCAGCAUACUUUCCAUUUGUGUGGUGUUAAUAUCAAUCGCCACCAUGUGUAUUAACAGCAUUCCAGAAUACCAGAAAUUUGAUGAAAAUGAUAAUCCAAUUGAGGACCCAACGAUGCAAGCUUUGGAAGUGUUCUGCAUCUGCUGGUUUACUUUUGAGGUUGUGACACGUAUGCUUCUGGCUCCAAACCGUCGGAAGUUCUUCCUGCUACCACUAAACUUGAUUGAUAUUGUCUCAGUGAUGCCCAUCUACAUGACACUGUUUUUUGAUCUGGUCAUUGGGAGUGAGUCAGAGCUGGGCAACUUGGGGAAACUGGUCCAGGUGCUGCGGCUGAUGAGAAUCUUCCGGGUGCUGAAAUUGGCCAGACACUCAACGGGGUUAAGGUCACUAGGCGCUACACUACGGCACAGCUACAGAGAGAUUGGCAUCUUAUUGCUGUACCUGGCAGUGGGCGUGUCCGUGUUCUCUGGAAUGGCUUACACUGCAGAAUAUGAGGAGGAUGUUGGUUUGGACACAAUCCCAGCUUGCUGGUGGUGGGGCACAGUCAGUAUGACAACAGUGGGAUAUGGAGAUGUAGUGCCAGUGACAGUAGCAGGAAAGCUGGCAGCAUCUGGAUGCAUCUUGGGUGGCACCUUAGUCGUGGCACUACCCAUCACCAUCAUUUUCAACAAGUUUUCACAUUUUUACCGCAAACAAAAAGCUCUUGAGGCUUCGGUGAGAAAUAGCAACAAGAAGAGGCUUAAGAUUAGACAGCAGGAAAUGAAUACAGACAGAGCAAUACAUGGACACUGUUCGGAGGAUGACCAGGAGGAGGAUGAAGAUAUGAAUUAUGAGGAAGGAGUUGUGAACUACUGCUAUGAAGACCAUCCACUGCCAAAUACAGUCUGAUGUGUCGAAACUGAUUAUAAGGUUUUGCCAAGUACUAAAGUUUGUACUUUGCUCUGCAAAGAUGUGUCAAUCAUAAUAGAGGCCGUCAAAGUCUUAAUGGAGAAGAAGCUGCAAAACGGAGUGUUUGAGCCAGAGAGCCAGAGGCCGGGAAACGUCAUUUAAUACUAUGAUUAAAAUGAGUAAAUAAAUCCACAUCAUGACUCAGUUGACGCAGCAGUUGUGUUAGUGUUGCUCCUAUCUACAAUGUAAACUAUACUGCACAGAUAAUGUAUUAUAUAAACCUGUGUUGUCCAUACAUACUAAUACAAACCAUUUAAAUGACAUGCUCUUGUGUGUCAUUUAUAUGAGACAACCAAAGACAGGGCUGUACGCUUACUGGUGAUAGUGAACACAACUAUUCAAAAGGUAUAAGCUAAGAUAAAGAUUUCAUCGAAACUUUACUAUCAAUGUGUAGUUUCACAAAUAGGCUACUUAUACAUAGUGCAGAAAGUGAACACAUGCAAUAAAAAUAUUCCGUUUAUGGCUGUGCAGUUAUUUGAAAAGUGAAAUCGCAAAACAGCCUAAUGCAAUUAUUUAACCCCCAAAGGGCUGUAAUGUCUUUGCACUCAUGUUUAUAUAGUCUGCAAACAAACUACAUAUAGUCUAGGCACGCAUGGGGCUCAUGAUGCCGUGUGUUCAGCUGCUUCAGAAAACUUCAUCAUCUCAGGAGGUGUUCUGUGUUUGGUAGACUUGAGAACACAGAGUGCUUAAUAUCACUUUAUUUGCACUUUCAUGUGAUUCCAAGUGCACAUAUGUGGAAAAUGGGACAAUAUUGACUCAAACGUUGAAAAUACAUGUUAGUUAUUUAGAAUCAUUUUCAACAUUAACACAUCUGUUGGUCAUUUCAACUCAUUUUAAUAUAAAUGUUGUUAUAUUUUAUUUUAUCACUGUACA